AUGCGCUGCUUCUUGAAAGAUGCAGAUGCAAGGCAAGACGGAAGAGAAAUCAUUCGCAACUGGUUAGGUGAAAUCAGAGAAGCUGCUUAUGAUGCAGAGGAUAUCAUUGAGACAUUUGGCCUCAAGGUAGCAUCUAGAAGGGAAGGAGGUCUUAGAAACACCCUCAAAAUAUAUGCUUGCAUCUUAGAUGAGGCAAAAAAUGUACACAAGGUUGGUUCACAGAUUGAGGAAAUUAAAGUGAUGCCAAUAUGUGGCCUUGGUGGUCUGGGAAAGACCACUUUGGCCAUGAAGGUCUAUCAUCACAAUCAGGAUUGUUCUGAAGUUUAUGACCAAGUGUUUGUAUUAAGCUACGAUGAAUUGCCACUCGAACUAAAACAGUGCUUUCUUUACUUUGGCCAUUUCCCAGAGGAUUAUGAGAUAUCAGUAGAUAAAUUGAUCAAAUUUUGGAUUGGAGAUGGACUAAUAAUUCCACAUGAUGUGCACGACAAAGGAGAAGCUGAAGGAAGACUGUUGGAGGAUAUAGCAGAAUGCUACCUUGAUGAGCUGAUAGAGAGGAGCAUGGUUUUAGUAGGACGCAGACACACUGCUAGUAAAGUCUUAACUUGUCGGAUGCAUGACAUUAUGAGAGAUCUUUGUUUGUAUAAAGCACAAAAGGAUGGGUUCUUGGAGGUUAUUAAUCUUCAGUCUCGAGAUCAGAAUGAUGGAGUUUUAUCCUCUUCUUCUACUGGUAAAAUUUUUCGGCUGGCUAAACAUGUCAACCGAGUUAACGGUGAAAAAGUUCUUAACCAGAGUUGGAAACUACUGAAGCCAAUGUUCAAAGGUUUGAAAUUGUUGAGAGUCCUAGAUCUUGAAGGAGCUGACAUUAAAGGUGGGAAGUUACCAAAAGAUGUUGGUAAACUCAUCCACUUGAGAUUCUUGAGUUUACAACUCAUUAAUGUGUCAAGGUUUCCAUCCUCUUCGAGGAAUUUAAGAGAAUUAUCAGUACACCGUUCUCCAAAAAGUAGAAAUUCCAAAACGAUCAUUCCAGCCUCACUAAGCAACUCAUCAAAGCAUCUUCAGUACUUGCGACUGGGAGGUUCGUAUGAAUGGGAAAAUGACUUAAAACAGCCAGCACCGCUGGUCAAUAUAAGCCCAUUGUUUUCAGGUUAUACAAAACUGUCUCAGCUGGUUUUAUUUUUGCAGAUAGAGAAGUUACCGGAUUACCAGCAGUUCUCCUGCAACAUUGCUGCCUUAACCUUAGGGUAUUGUAAACUUGAAGAAGAUCCAAUGCCAACUCUAGAGAAGCUAUCAAACUUAAGGAGCCUUGCCUUAUUGUCAGAUGCCUUCAUCGGGAGCGAAAUUGUUUGCUCUAGACAAGGUUUUUCACAACUCCACUUGUUAGGUCUAUCAGACCUUUGCAAUUUAGAGGACUGGAAAAUGGAAGAAGGGGCUAUGCCUAAUAUCCUUCGGUUGCAUGUUGAUGCAUGCAAGAAACUGAAGAUGCUUCCAGACAGAAUGACAUCCCUCACAACUUUAAAGAACUGAACAUCUACGAAAUGCCAAAGGCAUUCAAAAAUAAACUGAACCAAGGAGGAGAGGAUUUCUAUAAAGUCCAACAUGUUUCUUUGAUCGAAUUUCUGCACUGUGAUGAGGAAUGACCAAU
This is a messenger RNA of Carica papaya (papaya), 1642 nucleotides long. NCBI's taxonomy places the organism in Eukaryota, Viridiplantae, Streptophyta, Magnoliopsida, Brassicales, Caricaceae. The record is from RefSeq and is a predicted model, not a curated record.